This is a messenger RNA of Micropterus salmoides (largemouth bass), 766 nucleotides long. RefSeq names its product thymocyte nuclear protein 1 (gene thyn1). The record is from RefSeq and is a predicted model, not a curated record. Gene Ontology annotation, cellular component: nucleus. NCBI's taxonomy places the organism in Eukaryota, Metazoa, Chordata, Actinopteri, Centrarchiformes, Centrarchidae.
AUGAAUAAAAUGAACAAAUCUCUGAUGAGCUCAAAUGCUGGCAAAGAUGAUGCUUGUAAAACGGAUUCUUCCACAAAAGAAACAGCUGGCAGUAAAAGAAAAGCGGCAGCUUCUGUUGAAUCUGGCAAAACUAAGAAGAGCUCAGAAAGUGGUUCUUCACAGUACUGCCACUGGCUAAUGAAGUCUGAGCCUGACAGCCGCUUUGAGAAUGGGAUCGAUGUGAAGUUCGGGAUCGAGGAUCUGAAGGCUUUGCCUAAUCAGACCGGCUGCUGGGACGGCGUCCGCAAUUAUCAGGCGCGCAACUUCAUGAGGCAGAUGAAAGAAGGGCAGUUGGCUUUCUUUUACCACAGCAACUGCAAGGAACCGGGGAUAGCAGGAGUCAUGAAAAUUGUGAAAGAGGCUUAUGUGGACCACACUCAGUUUGAUAAGAAAGAUGUCCAUUUUGAUGCCAACAGUAAACCAGACAACCCCAAGUGGAGCAUGGUAGAUGUCCAGUAUCAAAGAAUGACGAAGCGUUUUCUUCCUCUGUCUGAGCUGAAAAAGUAUCACCUGCAGCAUCGCGCCGAAGGAGGGCCUCUGAAGGACAUGGCUCUUUUUACAAGGGCCAGGCUCUCUGUGCAACCCCUAACCACUGAGGAGUUUGACUUUGUCCUGAGUCUGGAGGAUGAAGAGCCCUUGUGAGGAUAUCAUGAGGCAGCAACCUGCUUUACAGUACUGCCAUGUUUUGUUCAUAGAGAUUAUUAAAUGUGUUUUUGUCAAGUUAUGG